AUGAUAAAAUUAAGAAAUCCUGGAACAGUUGCGAACAUCAAAUGGACCGCUGGCAAUAAGUUUAAGUAUGCUUUUUUCGCUUAUGGAGCAUCAAUUGAGGGUUGGAAACACUGCAGACCAGUAAUGAUGGUGAAUGCAACCUUCUUGAAAUCAAAAUACCGCGGUGUGCUCAUGAUAGCAGUAGCAAAGGAUGGAAACAACAACAUAUUUCCUCUUGCAUUUGGUAUUGCAGACUCUGAGAAUAAUGAAUCCUACAGGUGGUUUUUCAGACACGUGAAAAAGGUGUUUGGCACGCGCAAAGAUCUAUCAAUUCUUUCCGAUCGCCACGCAUCAAUUGCAACUGCAAUCAAAGAACUGUAUCCAGAUACCAAGCAUGGAAUAUGCAUCUACCACAUGGAGAAGAACUUGCAGAAACAUUUCCCAUCCGAAGCGAUCCUAUCCUGUUUUACAAUGCAGCAACUACCUACAAACAGGCAGAGUUUCGGAAAAUUGGAUGCAACAAGAUCGUCCCAUGACCUGACAUGUUGGGCUGAAAAGAUUCUGCUUGAAAAGAUAAGUAGAGGCUUCACAAUGAAAGUAGAAAACAUAACUCCCAUCAAAUUUGUUGUGAAAGAUGAAGGAUAUCAAUACAAUGUAGACCUGAAGAAUAUCACUUGUGAAUGCUUGGAGUUCCAAACUGAUGAGUUACCGUGCACACAUGCCAUGGCAGUUAUAGACAAAAGAAGUUUGUCAAAAUCUACACACUGUGCGGACUAG
Molecule: messenger RNA, 756 nt
Organism: Lycium barbarum (goji berry)
Lineage: Eukaryota; Viridiplantae; Streptophyta; Magnoliopsida; Solanales; Solanaceae
Product: protein FAR1-RELATED SEQUENCE 4-like
Exons: 3
Coding region: 1-756 (251 amino acids)
Molecular function (GO): zinc ion binding
Source: RefSeq, a predicted model, not a curated record